AUUUUUUUAUUUUCACUCAUGAGUUCACCUUAUCAUUCGUAUAGUAACAACAGAAGCAGAAAUGGCAGAAACAAUAGUUUUGAUAACAAACAAAACCAAAAACAUGGUCGUAAUGGGAAAGAGAAUGUUUCCAAGACCAUCAGUGUCAGCAAACUCCAUCCACAGACACUACCUGAUACACUGAUGAACUACUUUAAACGAUUUGGUGAUUGUAUAGAAGCGAGUCUGAAUGAAGACGAUGAUGGCAACAGACUCCAUGUGGCCACGAUCAUAUUCAGGUGCGGUCUGGUCUAUCAUUCGCAACUAAUGAUGUUUGUAGAGAUAUACCCAAAGAACCUCAUAAAAUAGCAGGACAACACAGAAUUGAUGGCCGAAUGACAACCGUUGAAUUCAUACGUAACAAAGCCUAUGAGUACCAAGGUCCCAAGCAUGAUAAAUCAUAUCUUCAUGCUCAUUCGUUUUCAAUGGGCAAUAUGAUUGCCAAAGAUCAUUUUGUAGAAGAAUGGAGUACUGUAGCUUCCUAUACUUCACCUAUCAAAUACUCACUGAAUUAUACCAUGCGACGAGUCAUUAUUUUCUUUAGUCAUCUCGACCAAGACUACAAAGUCGAAUACAAGUUCAAAGAUGUCUUUGGUAAUAUGGUAGUCGAAAGGGAGAAGGACACCACUAUUUUCACCAUUCCUCUUAGGCAUCCUGGUACGUAUUGGAUGCAGAACAAAGACAGCGUAUCCACCAGUGCUCGGUCGAUCAAAAAGGGUCACAAAUGGGAACGAGUGGCUCUCAUUCCACGCACUAAAAACUACCAUCGACAGAAAUCCAAGACAUCCAUCUUGCCCAUCACACCAUCCGAUGUGCUGGAUUUAGGCAACUGGCUUGUAUUCCGUGUUGUGUUUCGUCCUAGCUCAAGAGACGCCCGUAUCUUUGAAGACAAUCUACAACAAGCAGCCGAUUAUAACCUUGUGCCCAGAGAUCUGAGUCAGGCCAAAGUAUUCAUUCGACAGACCCAAGGGAGCGACCUCCCUCAACCCUUUGGCCACAAAGAGCGUGUUGAAUUUGGCUUUGAUUUUGACGUCCUCUAUCUGCUUGAAUCCGCUAUUUCACAUCAUUUUAUCAACGAACGCAACUUGACGCGCGAGUUUCUGGAAAAGCUAAAAGAACUGCCUAAAGAUGUCAGUAAAGGUAUCCUUCAGCUCAUCACCACCACAAAAGAACGCGUAUGGGAUCCAGAUCGGUAUUUUAGUGAUGUAUGGCAAAAGAUGGGUAUGAAAGUGAUUGAUAAGCGCACGACGCCGAGCCAUUGUGCCUUGUUGCGUAAAGUGAUCAUCACACCCACCCAGUUCUACAUCCAACCCCCGUCGCUGGAAACCACCAACCGUGUCGUCCGUCAUUUUCGAGAACACACCGAUCGUUUUAUCCGUGUUCAAUUCAUGGACGAAGGCUUUACCAAAGUAGGUUCCAGCAUCACAAGAGAAGGCGAAGAAAACCCUUCAUCGCCUAAAGAUUCGAUCUAUAAUCGUAUCUAUGAAGUCUUGCGCCGAGGCAUCCAAAUCGGCAAAAGACGGUACGAAUUUCUGGCCUUCUCAAGCUCGCAACUCCGAGAACAAGGCUGCUGGUUUUUUUCCCCUCCCAAUUACGAACUGAAUGCCAACAAGGUGCGUGAAUGGAUGGGCGUGUUUACACAUGAAAAAGUCGUGGCAAAACAUGCUGUGCGUAUGGGCCAAUGUUUCUCUUCCACCCGGCCUGUGUGUGUGUUGGACGAACAGGACGUGGAGUUUAUUCCGGACAUCAAGCGCAAUGGAUUUACGUUUUCGGAUGGUGUGGGCAAGAUCUCUUCUUCUUUAGCUGAACAAGUGGCGAUCCAGAUGGACCUGAGGACAGUGCCUAGUGCUUUCCAGUUCCGUCUGGGGGGUGCCAAAGGUGUCUUGACUGUCGAUAAUGCAUUGGAUAAAAAGCAAGUCAAAGUACAGCUACGACCGAGUCAGAUCAAGUUUGAAUCUAAGCAUUUGACACUGGAAGUCAUUCGUACCUCAACGUAUAUCCAUGGCUAUCUGAACCGUCAAGUGAUCACGCUGUUGUCUGCCUUGGGCAUCAAGGACGAGAUCUUUAUGCAGUUUUUUGAUGAACAACUGAAAGAUAUCAACAAGUUGUUUGAACGACCCGAAGAAGCUGUUCAAGUGUUGUUGGGGAACGUGGAUGAAGCAGGCACAGCCUUGACACUGGUGCCCAUGAUUCAAGCUGGUUUCUUGGAACGUGGUGAUCCCUACAUCAAAAACCUGCUGAACCUGUUUCGUGUCAGUAUCCUAAAAGACCUGAAAAAGAAAGCCAAGAUCAUUGUGCCCAAGGGCGCUUAUUUGCUCGGCGUCAUGGACGAAACCAACACACUGGAAGAAGGCCAAGUGUUUAUUCAGGUGAAUGAACCUUCCAACACAGGGAGUGUGAAUCGCAAGAUCAUCACUGGCAGAACGGUUAUUUUCAGAAACCCUUGUUUCCAUCCAGGUGAUGUUCGUAUUGUCGAAGCUGUGGAUCACGAAAACCUGCGUCACUUACAAGACGUGAUUGUGUUUUCGUCCAAGGGGUUUCGCGAUAUUCCAAGCAUGUGUUCAGGUGGUGAUCUGGAUGGUGAUGACUACACGGUUUAUUGGGAAGAAAGACUGUUGCCUCAAAGGAGUUUUCCUCCUAUGGACUACACCGCUGCUCCUCCAAAGACUGUGUCGGACGAAGUCAAGAUUCGUGACAUUCUCAAGUUUUUUGUGAACUAUAUCAAUAACGAUAAUCUCGGUCAAAUUGCGAAUGCUCACUUGGCCACAGCAGAUCAGUCUGCAAAUGGUGCUCGAGACGGUAAAUGUAUUCGUCUGGCUCAACUUCAUUCGGCUGCUGUUGAUUUCCCCAAGACAGGUAUCCCUGCUAAAAUGGAAGAUGAUCUCAAAGUCAAGCGGUUCCCUGAUUUCAUGGACAAGAAAGACAAAGAGAGCUAUCCAUCUCGGAAAGUCUUGGGCCGUAUUUAUCGUGCGAUUGAUAAAUCAGACUAUAAAAACUAUCAGUCCAGUAUGACAGCCGAAACGACGUACGAUACAAGACUACGUGUACCUGAUAUGGAACUUUAUAUUGCAGAAGCAAGAGAACUAAGACAGAAAUAUAAUCGAAAUCUGAUAGCCUUAAUGAACCAGUAUGGUGUACAGACAGAAGCCGAGAUUUGUUCAGGCUAUGUGAUCAAAUGGCUCAAGAAAGGCAAGAGUAAGUCUAAUUAUGAACAUCACAACUAUACCGUCAAGGCAGUUAAGUCCUUCAAGACCACAUGGAAAAAAGAUUUUGAAAGAGAGUUUUUGGAUGCCAGUAAAUCGAUUGAUCCCUCUAAACAGCACUUAUUGGAAGCCAAAGCAGCUGCUUGGUACUAUGUCACAUAUCAUACAGAAGAGCGCAUGCGAGAUAUGUCUUUGGAAGGAGGGUUCCUUAGUUUUCCCUGGUGCAUCUUUGAGCAUAUCUGUGCUAUUGCCACCAAAAAUGUAGACCAAGGCUAUGAUUUUGAUGCACUUGCUCCUGUUCCUGAAGAAGCGAUUCAAAAAGGAAAACUCAGGCUACAAACCAUGAGAAAUGAAAUUGCUAUACUUGAAGAAUCGGAUGAUGAAGAUGAAGACGACGAUGUGGAUUAUAAAGAAGACUCGGACGAUGUUUCCUCGGAUGAUGAAGUGCUUAAUCUCAAUAGUUAUGCCCACAAUACCUUUAUGGAUCAAUACAACCAAAACCAAGACCAUGAUUCGGCACCUUCUAUCAAUACCUCAUCCAGAAAACAAGAAGCCAUAAUCAGUCUACCACCCAGCACAUCUGCUUUACCUGCCGAUAUUAGUCAAGACGACUUGCUAGAAGCUCUUUUAGGACAAAUUAUCCAAUAAAAAGCCGGCAUUACAGUCACGACAACGCGCUUUUUCGU
Gilbertella persicaria is the source of this 3928-nucleotide messenger RNA. RefSeq names its product RNA dependent RNA polymerase-domain-containing protein. Bases 375 to 3890 code for a protein of 1171 amino acids. The transcript is spliced from 2 exons. Lineage: Eukaryota; Fungi; Mucoromycota; Mucoromycetes; Mucorales; Choanephoraceae. Gene Ontology annotation, biological process: siRNA processing. The record is from RefSeq and is a predicted model, not a curated record. Gene Ontology annotation, molecular function: RNA-directed RNA polymerase activity. Gene Ontology annotation, cellular component: nuclear RNA-directed RNA polymerase complex.